AUGGCUUCAGCAAUCCCCAGUGAAGGCGGCCAUACGGUCGAGCCUAUCUCCCAGGUCGUCGAUGUCAAGGAGAAAGAUCUGACCGAAGUAUUGGAAGAGGCCCUACCUAUAGGGCUUGGUGAGGUUGUUACUUCAGAAGAACCCGUGACAAGUCGACUCGAGUUAUGGUCCUGGUACGCGUACUAUUUCGGGAACAACUCAGCGGGACCUCUUUCCUACGCUCCGUUGAUCUUCCAGUACUUGUUGUGGGAUGCAGGCUUCAACGGGAACGACCCAAGUCAGGAUUGCAGCGAUCCAAACGCGCCGUGUCUGGUCAAGUUCGGCACCAAGAAUAUCAACGCGAGCACAGUGGUCUUGAUCUGCAAUGGCCUCGUUUUCGCGUUUCAGAGCGUUCUCCUGCUCUUUCUCGGUUCAAUGGGAGACUACGGCCCAUGGAAGAGAUCAGUCUUGAUCGUGGCAUCAGUCGUCUGCUGGGGCACCCAGUUCGGCUUUCUCGGCUUGAAGCAUCCAUCACAAUACAACAUUGCGAUUGCGCUCUACAUCUUGACUAGCAUAUCUUACAAUCUGUGUUAUGCUUUUUGGACCCCGUCGUUUCCACAGCUCGCCAGGAACACUCCUCAGGCCCUCGAAGCGAAGAGAGCGUAUGAAGCCGGAGAGCUCACGGAGGAGGAAUACACCAAGAAAAAAUCGCUCCAACGCAACAGGCUCAGCAACAUUGCAUUCUGCUGCACCAGUGCCGGCUACACUAUCACUCUGCUGAUUGCGCUCGGAGCGGCGUUCGGUCUACACGCUAACGAGUCUGACUCUGGAAACCUGCAGGCGGCGGUGAUCAUAGUCGGGCUGUCCACUGGAGUCUGGAUACUGGCGGGAACGCCCUGGUUCUUCUUGGAAAAAUCCCGAUCCACGCCGCUGCCCGAGGGCGAGACCUACUUCUCCGUCGGGGCUAAGAAUUACUGGUUCGCCUUCAAGAAUGUCAAGCAGCUCAGCCAGACCUGGCUGUAUAUUGUUGGGUAUUUCCUCAUCUCGGACGGCUACGCCACGACAAACCAGAUAUAUGGCAUUUGCCAGUACCUCAUUGUCGACUAUAGCACCACCGUGUCCACGGAGCUUUGCAUCGUCCAAGGCGUCGCGAGCGCAGUCGGCAUCUACAGCCUGUGGUUCAUCCAGAAGCGGUUCAAGAUCCGGACGAAGCCGAUGCUCAUAACUAUCUCGUGCUUUCUGCUGGUCGUGCCAAUCUGGGGGUGCAUAGGUAUCGGUACCACCAAGUUCGGCUUCCACAAGACCUGGGAAGUCUGGGGGUACUCGGUCUUCGACUGCCUGCUCGUCUCUCCAUUCUAUGCCUUCUCCGCCACCAUGCUGAGCGACAUCUGCCCCAAGGGCCGCGAGGUCAGCUUCUUCGCCAUCUACUCGCUCGUCAGCAACUCGACGGCGUGGAUCGGACCUAUCAUCAGCGGAGUCAUCAUCGACCGCACGGGCAACACUUGGACGGGGUUCCCCUUUUCCCUCUCGCUUAGUUUCGUGGGCUUCGUCCUCAUCUGCUGUGUCAAUGUGAAAAAGGCACAGGAACAGUGUGAGAACUACGUCCGCAACGAUCCUAAUGUCCAGAGACGGGCCGUGGAUGCAGAUUAA
Molecule: messenger RNA, 1629 nt
Organism: Fonsecaea multimorphosa CBS 102226
Lineage: Eukaryota; Fungi; Ascomycota; Eurotiomycetes; Chaetothyriales; Herpotrichiellaceae
Exons: 4
Coding region: 1-1629 (542 amino acids)
Source: RefSeq, a predicted model, not a curated record